Molecule: messenger RNA, 1263 nt
Organism: Sorex fumeus (smoky shrew)
Lineage: Eukaryota; Metazoa; Chordata; Mammalia; Eulipotyphla; Soricidae
Product: lysine-specific demethylase 4D-like
Exons: 1
Coding region: 1-1263 (420 amino acids)
Biological process (GO): chromatin remodeling
Cellular component (GO): nucleus
Molecular function (GO): histone H3K9 demethylase activity
Source: RefSeq, a predicted model, not a curated record
AUGAAGACAAAGACCACCCUGAACCCAAGCUGCAGCAUAAUGAUCUUCCACCCGACCAAGGAGGAGUUCAGUGACUUUGACAGGUACAUCGAGUACAUGGAGUCACAGGGUGCCCACCGCGCAGGCCUGGCCAAAGUCAUCCCCCCACGGGACUGGAAGGCCAGGAGCACCUACGAUGACAUCGAGGACAUGCUCAUCAGCACACCGCUGCAGCAGGUGGUGUCGGGGCAGGCAGGUGUGUUCACCCAGUACCACAAGAAGAAGAAGGCCAUGACUGUGGGCGAGUACCGGCGGCUGGCCCACAGCGACCAGCACCGCACCCCACCCCACCUCGACUUCCAGGACCUGGAGCGCAAGUACUGGAAAACGCGCCUCUACGGCUGCCCCGUGUACGGUGCUGACAUCAGCGGCUCCCUGUUUGACGGCAGCAGCACCCAGUGGAACCUGGGCCACCUGGGCACCGUGCAGGACCUGCUGGAGCAGGAGUGCGGGCUGGUCAUUGAGGGCGUGAACACGCCCUACCUCUACUUCGGUAUGUGGAAGGCCACCUUCGCCUGGCACACAGAGGACAUGGACCUGUACAGCAUCAACUACCUGCACUUUGGCGCGCCCAAGACAUGGUACGCGGUGCCGCCCGAGCACGGUGGCCGCCUGGAGCGCUUGGCCAGGGAGCUCUUCCCCGGCAGCUCGCGGGGCUGCGGCGCCUUCCUGCGGCACAAGGUGGCCCUGAUGUCACCCACGGUGCUCAAGGACCACGGCAUCCCCUUCGGGCGCAUCACGCAGGAGGCGGGGGAGUUCAUGGUGACCUUCCCCUACGGCUACCACGCGGGCUUCAACCAUGGCUUUAACUGCGCCGAGGCCAUCAAUUUCGCCACAGCUCGCUGGGUGGACUACGGCAAGGCGGCGGCGCAGUGCAGCUGCGGGGAGGCGCGCGUGUCCUUCUCCAUGGACACCUUCGUGCGCGUCCUGCAGCCCGAGCGCUACGAGCUGUGGCGGCGCGGGCAGGACCGUGCACGGCCCAACCACACUGAGCCCCCUCCCCGGGCCCGAAGGCUCGCCCACCUACCCCGCAGCAUCCCGGUCCUGCACCCCGCUGCCGCGCCGCGGCCCCUGCGCGCCACCCGCGCCCGUGCCCGUGUCGCCCCCGAGACCCCACCGCCAACCCCAAGGACAGCGGGCCGCGGCCGGCGGGGACGCCGCCCGCGGGACCAGGACACCCCGGAGCCCGCGGGGCAGCAGGCCCGGGCCAAGAGGCGCCCCUGA